AUGAGCACAGUCGCCACACAGGGCAGCGAAAAUGCCGCCAAGCCGUACGACCAGUUCCUGCUCUUCGGAGACUCGAUCACGGAGAUGAGCUACAACCAGGCCCUCGGAUUUGCCUUCGGUGCACAGCUCCAGGAAGUCUACAGCCGGAGACUGGACGUGAUCAACCGAGGAUUCGGUGGUUAUACAACUGCCCAUGCCAUCCAGGUCCUCCCCCAUUUUUUUCCGGCGCCCCAGACGGCCAAUCGGGAAGUGCAACAUUGUGAUCUAACAUCAAUCGAUCAGACUAUUUUUUUCGGUGCCAACGAUGCCUGUGUCCCCACUCAUGAGCAGCAUGUUCCGGUGGCCGUGUACAAGGAGAAUCUGCAGAAAAUCAUCCACCACCCGCUCGUCCGUGCUCAGGACCCCCGCAUCAUCAUCAUCACCCCCCCGCCCGUCAACGAGUACCAGCUAGAGGACUUUGACAACGUCAAGGAAACACCUCAUCCAAGUCGGACGGCCGAGUCGGCUAAACGAUAUGCCGAGGCAGCCAAAGAAGUGGGCGCAUCCUUGAACGUCCCGGUAGCCGAUGUGUGGUCGGAAUUCAUGACGGCAGCUGGCUGGCAAGAAGGCCAGGCCCUCGUCGGCUCUCGAGAUGUGCCAAACAGUGAAAAAUUUGCCAGCCUGUUCACUGAUGGCCUGCACUUAACCCCUGAGGGGUAUCGUAUUGUUUUUGAUGAAGUUUUGAAGGUAAUUCGCGCCAAUUACCCAGAUCAAGCUCCCGAAGUCCUUUCUAUGGUGUUUCCUGCUUGGGGAGUGGCCCCGAAGUGA
Molecule: messenger RNA, 807 nt
Organism: Penicillium macrosclerotiorum
Lineage: Eukaryota; Fungi; Ascomycota; Eurotiomycetes; Eurotiales; Aspergillaceae
Product: SGNH/GDSL hydrolase family protein
Exons: 5
Coding region: 1-807 (268 amino acids)
Source: RefSeq, a predicted model, not a curated record